UCCAGGCUGCGAGGUGUGCAGAACCUGCGUGUUUGCUUGUCAAUUGGCACUUGGUCUCUAAUAAAUACACAUCAUGAUUAUUUCCCACUAAUUUCAUAAAUUAUCAUAAUGGUCUUCCGAAACGAGAUGCUACUUGCUGAGACGGCCUGCUUGAAUCUAACGCCCCAAAGUAAUUCCGGUUAAAAAUGUUUCACGUUUAAGAUGCACCACAAAAACAGAAUUUUAUGAAAAUCCAAAUUACCUAUCGGGGAUGAUCGCUAAAUUCGUCGGUUUGGUGAUAAGUGAUAAGCAGGUGACUUUAAACCUAUAUAAGAAGGCCAAAUCGAACCACUUCUUAUGAUUUGAAAUGUCGCUGUGCUUGGGAUUGUGUCUAUUGGGUCUAUUUGGCCUGGUCAUCCUUUCGGAAUCCGCCUCUAUAAGCCCUCACAUUGUGGGUGGCGAUCAGGUGGACAUUGCGGACUAUCCGUACCAGGUUUCCGUUCGUCUAGAGACCUAUAUGCUGCUCCACAUCUGCGGAGGCAGUAUCUAUGCCCCAAAAAUUGUGAUCACUGCCGCCCACUGCAUCAAGGGACGUUAUGCUUCCUACAUCCGGAUUGUUGCUGGUCAGAACUCCAUUGCCGAUCUGGAGGAGCAGGGCGUAAAGGUCAGCAAGUUGAUCCCCCAUGCCGGAUAUAAUAAGAAGACAUAUGUGAAUGAUAUUGGUUUGAUUAUCACCCGAGAGCCCCUGGAGUACUCUGCACUUGUACAACCCAUUGCCGUGGCUUUGGAGGCACCUCCUUCGGGAGCCCAUGCUGUAGUGAGUGGAUGGGGCAAGCGUACUGAGGAGGAUGAGGCUCUGCCCGCCAUGCUCCGUGCAGUUGAACUAGAGAUCGUGGAGAAAUCUACCUGUGGAGCCCAAUACCUCACUAAGGACUACACAGUUACAGACGAGAUGCUUUGCGCCGGAUAUUUAGAGGGUGGCAAAGAUACGUGCAAUGGUGAUUCCGGUGGUCCUUUGGCCGUGGACGGAGUCCUGGUGGGAAUUGUGUCCUGGGGCGUAGGAUGCGGCAGAGAAGGAUUCCCUGGUGUCUACACCAGCGUCAACUCCCAUACAGCUUGGAUCGAGGAGCAGGCAGAAGCAUAUCUCUAAAGCACUUAAAAGAAUUUUUAACCUAAAAGCGAACAAAUGAAACGAACAAAUUAUUACUUUACUACAUUAAUAAAUUCCAAAUGAGCA
Drosophila eugracilis is the source of this 1216-nucleotide messenger RNA. RefSeq names its product trypsin alpha-3. The record is from RefSeq and is a predicted model, not a curated record. The transcript is spliced from 2 exons. Bases 347 to 1129 code for a protein of 260 amino acids. NCBI's taxonomy places the organism in Eukaryota, Metazoa, Arthropoda, Insecta, Diptera, Drosophilidae. Gene Ontology annotation, biological process: proteolysis. Gene Ontology annotation, molecular function: serine-type endopeptidase activity.